GGGGCCUGCGCCGUGCCGCGGGGGCCAUGGCGGCCGAGGCGGCGGAGCGGCACCUGGGGCUGCUGCGGGACGAGCGGGAGGCCGAGCUGGCCCAGAGCAGGGCAUGGCAGGAGAGCGUCUCCCUGAAGGAAUUGCAGCGGAGGGGUGUCUGCUUGCUCAAGCUCCAGCUCAGCAGCCAGAGAACCGGCCUCUACGGGCGUCUCGUCGUGACAUUCCAGCCCAGGAAGCGGGACUCGGAUGCCGAGCUGCCCUCCAACAGCUUUGGGCCUGGGGACAUCGUGGGGCUCUAUGAGUCAGCUGGGCAGGGGGACCCGCUGUGCACGGGUGUGGUGACACGUGUCACCCCCAAGGCAGUGACGGUGGCCCUGGAGGAGGCCCGGGAUGGGGAGCUGGCCCUGGACCACGAGCGCUCCUUCCGCCUGCUCAAGCUGGCCAAUGAUGUCACCUACAACAGGCUCAAAAGAGCUCUAACUGCACUCAAGCAGUACCGGGGUGGCCCAGCCUCCGACCUGAUCGACGUCCUCUUCUUUGCCUCUGCUCCCAGGGCAUUCCCUGAAACAAAGCCUCUGGAGUUCUUCAAUGCUUGCCUGGAUGAGUCUCAGAGGGAAGCUGUGUCCUUCUCCCUGGCUCAGAGGGAGCUGGCCAUCAUCCACGGGCCUCCAGGCACAGGGAAAACCACGACCCUGGUGGAGAUCAUCCUGCAGGCUGUGCAGCAGGGCCUGAAGGUGCUGUGCUGUGCCCCGUCCAACGUGGCCGUGGAUAACCUGGUGGAGCGGCUGGCGGGCUGCAGGGCGCGGCUGCUGCGGCUGGGCCACCCCGCCCGCCUGCUCCAGCCCAUCCAGCAGCACUGCCUGGACGCCGUGCUGGCCCGAGGGGACACCGCCCACAUCGUGGCGGACAUCAGGAGGGACAUCGACCACGCCUGGGCAAAAACCAAAAAGGCCCAAGACAAGGGAGAGAGAAGCCAUUUUCUGGGUGAGAUCAAGACCCUGAGGAAGGAGCUGAAGGAGAGAGAAGAGGCUGCCAUGGCUGCAGCCCUCAGCCAGGCCACCGUUGUCCUUGCCACCAACACAGGUGUGACAUCCUCCUGCUGGUGUUUUCCCUCCCUUUCCCACACUUGCUCCCAGCUCGUGGGAGCUCAGCAAAGUCUCCCAAAGCCCUCCCCAGUGGGAUUCUCCCAGCUUCCACUGUGGCACAGGAUGUUGUUGA
Camarhynchus parvulus is the source of this 1209-nucleotide messenger RNA. RefSeq names its product DNA-binding protein SMUBP-2-like. Gene Ontology annotation, molecular function: RNA binding; 5'-3' DNA helicase activity. The annotation marks the transcript as partial. The transcript is spliced from 7 exons. The record is from RefSeq and is a predicted model, not a curated record. NCBI's taxonomy places the organism in Eukaryota, Metazoa, Chordata, Aves, Passeriformes, Thraupidae.